Molecule: messenger RNA, 1893 nt
Organism: Sander lucioperca (pikeperch)
Lineage: Eukaryota; Metazoa; Chordata; Actinopteri; Perciformes; Percidae
Product: tubulin beta-2A chain
Exons: 5
Coding region: 200-1570 (456 amino acids)
Biological process (GO): microtubule cytoskeleton organization; mitotic cell cycle
Cellular component (GO): cytoplasm; microtubule
Molecular function (GO): GTPase activity; structural constituent of cytoskeleton; GTP binding
Source: RefSeq, a predicted model, not a curated record
CCUAUUGGCAGACAGGGAUAUUGGGAUGCUGCGCUGCGUGUAACGUCAUCUGACCAGCAGCACGUUUAUCUAUCUCGCCGGCUCAACACUCGCUCUAGAAAUGUGGUGCAGGUUUUGAGAAACACAACGGCAAGAGACUGAAGACUGGACGCCGGUAAAGUCGAGACAGGACGCUCUCUGCCCGCAUCCGCAACGCACCAUGAGGGAAAUCGUUCACAUCCAGGCUGGACAGUGUGGAAAUCAGAUUGGGGCGAAGUUCUGGGAGGUGAUAAGUGAUGAGCAUGGCAUCGAUCCAACCGGUAGUUACCAAGGUGACAGUGACCUGCAGCUGGAGAGGAUAAAUGUCUACUACAAUGAGGCAUCAGGGAGCACAGGCAGCAAAUAUGUCCCUCGUGCCAUUCUGGUCGACCUGGAGCCAGGAACCAUGGAUUCAGUUCGCUCCGGCCCGUUUGGACAGCUAUUCAGGCCUGACAACUUUGUCUUUGGUCAAAGUGGAGCAGGAAAUAACUGGGCCAAGGGUCACUACACUGAGGGAGCUGAGCUGGUGGACUCGGUGCUGGAUGUGGUGAGGAAGGAGUCCGAAAACUGCGAUUGCCUCCAGGGCUUUCAGCUCACCCACUCACUGGGCGGAGGCACAGGUUCAGGAAUGGGUACACUGCUCAUCAGCAAGAUCCGCGAAGAGUACCCUGACCGCAUCAUGAACACCUUCAGUGUCAUGCCUUCCCCUAAGGUGUCUGACACUGUGGUGGAGCCCUACAACGCCACUCUCUCUGUCCACCAGCUAGUGGAGAACACAGAUGAGACCUUUAGCAUUGACAAUGAGGCCCUGUAUGAUAUUUGCUUCCGCACACUGAAGCUGACCACACCUACCUACGGAGACCUCAACCACCUGGUUUCAGCCACCAUGAGCGGGGUGACCACCUGUCUACGCUUCCCUGGCCAACUCAACGCUGACCUCCGUAAGCUGGCUGUCAACAUGGUGCCCUUUCCCCGCUUGCAUUUCUUCAUGCCGGGCUUUGCGCCCCUUACAAGCAGGGGCAGCCAGCAGUACCGCGCCCUCUCCGUGCCAGAGCUCACGCAGCAAAUGUUCGAUGCCAAGAACAUGAUGGCAGCCUGUGACCCUCGUCAUGGACGCUACCUCACUGUGGCAGCCAUCUUCCGCGGCCGUAUGUCAAUGAAGGAAGUGGAUGAGCAGAUGUUGAGUGUGCAGAACAAGAACAGCAGCUACUUUGUUGAAUGGAUUCCCAACAAUGUCAAGACCGCCGUUUGCGACAUCCCUCCCCGUGGCCUCAAGAUGUCCGCCACCUUCAUUGGCAACAGCACGGCCAUCCAGGAGCUGUUCAGGAGGAUCUCUGAGCAGUUCACAGCCAUGUUUCGCCGAAAGGCCUUCCUCCACUGGUACACCGGCGAGGGAAUGGAUGAGAUGGAGUUCACGGAGGCCGAGAGCAACAUGAAUGAUCUGGUGUCUGAGUAUCAGCAGUACCAGGAUGCUACCGCUGAUGAGAUGGGCGAAUAUGAAGAAGAUGAAAUAGAGGAUGAGGAAGAAGUCCGCCAUGAUGUUCGCCACUGAUUGUAAAACACUGACAUGACACUCUGAGAGAAACAAAAUGUUAAUUGUUGUUGGACAGCGCAGUGAGAUCAUAAGAAGUACGCUACAGAUGCAGUUGUUUAGCUAAAAUUAUUUUGCAUUUAGAUAUGGCUUAUACUGACAAUAAUCAUGAGUGGUGUUAGAACCUUAAAAACAUGCAAGAACCAUAGUAAUUGAUUUUCCAAGUCAUGCUUUGCCAGUUUAAAAAAUAAGUACAGUCUUGUUCUAAACACAGUUUUGUAACAUUUACCUCAAUAUGCGUCCACUUUCUCAAGUCUCCAAUAAAAGAUCCAGUCCUGUCAAUA